Messenger RNA from Anisakis simplex (herring worm), 2115 nucleotides. NCBI's taxonomy places the organism in Eukaryota, Metazoa, Nematoda, Chromadorea, Rhabditida, Anisakidae. The record is from the annotation of a GenBank genome assembly.
AUGCGUAAGCUGUUGGGAUUGAUCGUCACGAUGCAACAAGAAUGUGAGAGACGUGGCAAUAUGUUGGAUGAGUCAACCAUUGCGCAACUCUAUCAAGAAGUUGGUGUCUCAUCGAGUGGUAUGCAAUCGGCAGACAGCCUUCUGCAACAACUUUGCAGUUUGAUUACGAACGAUUCGUCUUCGACUGGUGCCAUCAACAACGCACAAUCUUACGACAGCAACGCCGCUGGCAGUCAACUGAAUCUUCAAAGUUUUGGAAUAGCGGCGGCAUCGGUGGACGAGCAGUCUGGUCCGGCAAGUUUCGUCUAUCCAGGAGCACAGAUCCUCUCUGAACAAAGCUCAGAUAACGUUCGGCUGGAUAACACUUCUGCACAAACGGCUUACCNAACAUACCACUUGUUCAUGGCUCAACAGUAUGUUUAUGCGGCCAGACAAAAGUUGAAGAAGUUAGCUGCAAAACUGAUCGAAAACGAAAGAAAUGUGUCAUCCACAAAUUCAGUACCAUCGAACGAUGCGCUACGGUCAUCGUCGCUUUUAUCCGGUGAUGGCGGGCACCAGAUCGCAAGAGUUAAAGAUAAAACCGGUGCGCUUUCUGGUGCAGCUGGAGUUUCAGCGAGAAGUUCUCUUCAAGCAUCAUCAAUUAAUAAACGAACCAAUUUGAAAGGAGCGAAUAAGCAUGAAAAAUCGAGAAGGUUUGUGAUGGCGAAGACGAGGAAGAAUCCUGACUAUCAACAUAGACAAAAAUUACUUGACACUAAACCAGGCCUUAGCCAGUGGACCGGAGCGAAUAAUCCGGCCAAUAAUACAAACUUGAGAACGACGACUGUUGCUACCGCUUGUGGAUUAUCUCCCAGCUCAUCUUCUCUUCAACAGACCUCAGUGGAUGCGUGGAAUACGAUGGGUACCGUCGAAAAGGACAUCCGCUCAUCGAGUUUCAUUAAUGCCCCAGCAAUCACGUCGAAUCGUUUGGAUAAUUUCGAUCAAAAUGAAUUGAAUAUGGGAAAUGAUGCGAAUGCAAAGAAGACGUUGAGCAGAAAAGAGAGGCGUGCACAACGUCGUGCUGCCUUUCUCGCAGCAAAAGCGGUCGAAAUAGCUGAAGCAUCGACACGAGCAGCAGUGGAACCGAUCGAAUUAGAUGAUGACAUCAAUAUCAGUGACACGUCCAAGGAUCAGUUCUCUCCUUCAUGGCAGCAACAUCUGACGGGUGAUGGCGAUGCUAACGGUGGGUGUAGUGAUCGAACGUUUGAUCCGAACAUGGUUCAACGUAACGGAUAUUUAUCAUCAUCAAUUCCUAGCAAAACAAUGUCAGAGUCGAAUAUUUCGUCGAUGGUGUCGAACGCAUUCAGCAGCUCAGCAGUCGAAAAGACGGCAACAUGGGAGGAUCUCGGCUCGAAUAUUUCGGCUCUAUUCAACAGUAUCAAUAAAAAACAGCAACAAACAAAUAAUUCGAAGCGAGUUGCAUCCUGUUCAUCCAUCAACAAAUCUGAUGACGCACGUCAGAGAAAGGUUUCAUCUUGUAUGUCCACUGCAUCCACCGUCCACUCAUCAAAGACCCUCAAUAAUAACAAUGCUGAUAGUACAAAUAGCAAUGAUAAUAAUAUUAAGAGUGAUCCUCAUUCAUCGUCACAGUCAACCUCAACUGCUACGGUCGUCACUCAGUACAGUGCACAACCAACAAAGUAUUCUCAACCGAUCAUCACAUCGAAUUGUAUGUCGUCGUCGUCACAAAUGGCCGAUUUCAUCUUCACAAACGCCACUCAACCGCUGUAUACAUCUACGAUUGGUGUUGAGAACAGUCUCGCGACUGUGUGUGCGCCAACAACAUCGCUUAUGCAGCAACCUCAACAGCAAGUUUUAUAUGAUGGCAGCACUACAACCGUACCACAAUUUGAUUCUACCACUGUGCACGCAAUCUAUGCAGGUGUUGGCAGGGUUACACAAGAUCCCUAUUACGCUGCUUGUAGCCUUCAGCAGCCACCAUCUUCUCUUACUCCUCUCGGAUUCCAGGUGAUGCCUGCAGUCAAUUUGGAGCAACCUCCUCCUCCUUCCAUACAGCCGAAUAACGUAUAUGGUGGCACUUAUUAUUCAUCAUAUCCACCUUAUCAGCAGUACUGA